CAGGACGCCGUCAGGACGCCGUCGGGACGCCGCCAGGACGACGCGCCGCGGCAGCGCGACGGAGAUCGACUCAUCGACUCGACCCUUCGACACCUCGACACUGCGAAAUCGAAAAAGCGCGCGAAAGUGAGGUGCCCGUUUCGAAUCCGACCUCCGCGCACCGGACGCGCGCGCGCGGCGUCCACCGGGCCGCGGACCACGCCGUCGACCACGUCCGCCGUCCUCGAAGACUAGAAGCAGGCCUCCAUCGCCAUGCCGCAGAUGCUGUCCGUGCACCUGGACCGCGCGAGCCGCACCGUCCCCUGGGGCAUCCAGCUCGGCGGCGGCUGCGACGCCAAGAUCCCCCUGUGCAUCACGGAGGUUGACGGCGAGGCCCUGGCGACCCACCAGCUGUGCCCCGGCGACGAGGUGCUGUUCGUCCAGGGCGUGGACGCCAUGCACCUGCUGGAGUCCGAGGCGCAGGAGGUGUUCCGGCGCGCGGGCCGCACCCUGGAGCUGCUCGUGGCCAAGCCGGACCGGCCCAACACCCCCGUCAGGGUGCCCGAGCCCAUCCGGCUCACCGCCACACCCGAGCCGGAGGACACCCACGACGACGAGGACGACGACGCGCGCAACCGGGGCCGCCAGGACGACGACGAGGACGACGAGCUGAUGCGGCGGCGGGUGGUGGACACGUACUACCGCAUGCGGCAGGACGCCGACGACGGCCGCCGGCAGCAGCGCGUCGUGCGCGAGGACUCCUGGUGGAUCCAGGGCGACCGGGAGGACGACGGCAACGUCCGGCCCACGGACAAGCAGCGCGCUCUGGCGGGCUGGCCGCUGCGCAGGAACUCGGAGGGGAGUGGCGGUCGCCGCGAGCGCAGCGCGGACAGGGCGACCACGCCGAUAAGCAGCACACUGCCCCGGAGAACCAAGUCCCUGAGAGGGCGGCCGAGUCCGGAGCGCAAGGAUUCCUCAAGUCCUAAGAAAACUUUCUUGAGUGCCAAAAACUUUUCCCACUAG
Thrips palmi is the source of this 1002-nucleotide messenger RNA. RefSeq lists its product as uncharacterized. Lineage: Eukaryota; Metazoa; Arthropoda; Insecta; Thysanoptera; Thripidae. Gene Ontology annotation, biological process: actin cytoskeleton organization; muscle structure development. Gene Ontology annotation, cellular component: stress fiber; filamentous actin; adherens junction. Bases 253 to 1002 code for a protein of 249 amino acids. Gene Ontology annotation, molecular function: actin binding; muscle alpha-actinin binding. The transcript is spliced from 3 exons. The record is from RefSeq and is a predicted model, not a curated record.